This is a messenger RNA of Punica granatum (pomegranate), 3766 nucleotides long. The record is from RefSeq and is a predicted model, not a curated record. Lineage: Eukaryota; Viridiplantae; Streptophyta; Magnoliopsida; Myrtales; Lythraceae.
UAAUAUAAAGAGAGCAGCUGCAACAGUCGCUCUCUCUCUCUCAGAACUCCUCAGUACAAGAUACGGCGACGUUCAUCCUCUCUCUCCACCCUCGAAAAAUCCUCUUCUUCUUCGCCCCUCGCUUCGGUGGCAAUUCCUUCGAGCAAGCUUCCUUCCUUCCUCAGUUCCGGCACAGAGUCAGUCUGCUACCGAAGCUUUUUCUGAUCCGGGGAGAAAAGUGCUUAUCUUUCAUGAUUCUUGGCGGUUUUUCCUUUUGAGAUCGCGGCGAACGUAACAGCGCAUCCAUGGCGGACACUCGGAGAUACGGCGCCAGCAACCAGCCUGAUAUCAGGCAGAUACUCUUGGAGGCGCAGCGUCGAUGGUUGCGGCCUGCUGAAAUUUGUGAAAUUCUUCAAAAUUAUAAGAAAUUUCGGAUUGCUCCAGAGCCUGCUAGUAUGCCGCGAAGUGGUUCUUUAUUUCUUUUUGAUCGGAAGGUAUUAAGGUACUUUAGAAAAGAUGGUCAUAACUGGAGGAAGAAAAAGGAUGGAAAGACGGUAAAAGAAGCUCAUGAAAGGCUCAAGGCUGGAAGUAUCGAUGUCCUGCAUUGCUACUAUGCUCACGGAGAAGACAAUGAAAACUUUCAAAGACGCUGUUAUUGGUUGCUUGAAGAGGAGCAUUCGAACAUUGUCCUGGUCCACUACCUUGAAGUGAAGGGCAAUAGGAUGAAUAUUCACCGUAUUCGAGAAUCUGAAGAAGUGAUUGCCAAUUCCCAAGAAACUGGACCUGCAGCCAGUUAUGAGAAUGAUACUUCUCUGUCCUAUGAUUUACACGAAGACAAUUACCAACUUCGGCCGGAGGCCACUGAUACAACAGCCUCAACCAGUUGUCAAGCAUCAGAGUAUGAGGAUACUGAAUCAGCCUAUGAUAACCAAGCAAGCUCCAUUUUUCACUCUGUUGCUGCCUAUCAACAAAAUGCUGGAAUGGAAAAAGUUGAUUCUAGAGUUUCUGAUCAUUGUUAUUCUGUCGCACGUUCAAAUGAUUAUCAAGAAAACCUUUCUGUCAUUCCUGGGAUGAAUUUUCUCUCCCUCACUCCAGCUGAGUUUGACAGUGACAGUAAUGAUGGUGGCUUAACAUUUGAGGGUAGGAUACAUCUGGAUUUAUCCACUUGGGAUGAAGUUUUGGGAAAUUAUGCCCCUGGAAGGGAACCAUUACCUGCUCCACCAUUAUUCUCCUCAGCUGAUGUUGAAACCCCGGGGACCACUCUGAGACAAGGAGAUGAUACGCUGGGACUGCUCUUUGCAGAUAGCUUUGAUAAGAAGCAGGAGCCUGGAAGUCACUCGAGUGUCCAAGAAGAAUCCCAGUGGCUUGAAGAUCACAAGCUGCAUUCAAAUUCAGUAUACCAUCCACCUUCUAGAUUUCAGGAGGAAGAAGUAAAUCAUGUCACGAGCAAACAGAAUGCAGAGAAUUCGAAUGCAGGAAAUGGAUAUCUUGUGAUGCCAGAAACAAGUAGUGAUGUCAUUGCAGAAGGAAAGGCAAGUCAAUCUUCUUUAAAACAGCCAUUUUCUGAUAUCCUCCUAGCAGAAGAUGGUCUUAAAAAGAUGGACAGUUUCAACCGAUGGAUGAGUAAAGAACUUGGAGACGUAAGUGAUAUACAUAUGCAAUCCAGCAGUGGGGCCUACUGGGAUACUGUUGAAGGUGAAACUGGGGUUGAUUCAAGCAUUUCUUCCCAGGAGCUUGAAAAUGCCUUCAUGUUAAGCCCUUCUCUUUCCCAUGACCAGUUAUUCAGCAUCAUGGAUUUCUCACCAAUUUGGGGUUAUGCAAAUUCAGAAAUUAAGGUCCUGAUUACUGGAAGAUUCUUGAGAAGUCAUGAAGAAGUAGCAGCGUGCCAGUGGUCAUGUAUGUUUGGGGAAGUGGAAGUCCCAGCUGAGGUUAUAGCAGAUGGUGUUCUUCGUUGCCGUGCUCCUGCUCACAAGGUGGGGAGGGUCCCCUUUUAUGUCACGUGUUCCAACAGGUUGGCAUGCAGUGAGGUUCGAGAGUUUGAAUUCCGAGUCAACCAAAAGGAUACUGAGAAUAUUAACAAUGAAAGCAUGAAUGAGAUUCUAAAGAUGCGAUUUGCAAAGUUACUAUCUUUGAGCUCUGUUCCUCGCCCUAAUUCUGACCUUGGAAGCCUAAAUGAGAAGUCCCAGUUAAGCGCUAAAAUCUGUCCAUUGCUUAAAGAGGACAGUUGCGGGUGGGAUCAAAUGUUACAGCUCCCUGAAGAGGAGUUCUCUUUGGAGAAAAUGAAGGAGCAGUUACUGCAAAAGCUGUUGAAGGAGAACUUGUAUGCAUGGCUGCUAGAGAAGGUUGCAGAAGGCGGAAAGGGUGCUAGUGUAUUGGACGAGGAAGGCCAAGGCGUGCUACAUUUUGCAGCUGCUCUGGGCUACGAUUGGGCCCUACAACCAACAAUUCUGGCUGGUGUGAGUGUCAAUUUUCGGGAUUUGAAGGGUUGGACUGCACUUCAUUGGGCAGCCUAUUGUGGAAGAGAGCGGACAGUGGCUUCCCUUAUGUCACUUGGUGCAGCACCUGGAGCAUUAACUGACCCAACUCCCAAGUACCCAGGAGGCAGGACUCCUGCAGACUUAGCCUCCUCCAAUGGGCACAAAGGUAUUGCAGGUUAUCUCGCAGUAUCUGCUCUGAGGGCCCAGCUCUCAUCCCUUGACUUGGAUAAAAAGGAAGCGGAAGUUUCUGUUAGUUCUAGAGGGAAAGCAGUGCAGACUAUUUCAGAGCGAAGCCCUACUCCUUGUGGCGCUGGGGACUUGCCUUCUGGGCUUUCACUCAAGGACUCUUUAGCUGCUGUCUGUAAUGCUACUCAGGCAGCUGCUCGAAUUCAUCAGGUGUUCAGGGUUCAGUCUUUCCAGAGAAAGCUGCUAAAAGAGUACAGCGAUAAUAAGUUUGGGAUCUCAAACGAGCGAGCCCUUUCAAUGGUUGCAGUUAAGGGCAGCAAGCUGGGACAGAUUGAUGACUCUGCUCAUGUUGCUGCAAUUCGUAUCCAGAACAAAUACCGUGGGUGGAAGCGCAGGAAGGAGUUCUUGACAAUCCGCCGGCAAAUCGUGAAAAUUCAGGCCCAUGUGAGAGGCCACCAGGUGAGGAAGAAUUACAAGAAGAUAACAUGGUCUGUUGGAAUAUUGGAAAAAGUUAUACUGCGGUGGAGACGAAAGGGAAGCGGCCUUCGUGGAUUCAAAUCGGAGGCGCUUGCUGAGUCCUCCUCGAGCAUGGUGGAUGCAACUUCAUCCAAUGGAGAUGACUUUGAUCUUCUGAAAGAAGGUCGAAAGCAGACGGAGGAAAGGGUGCAGAAAUUCCUUGCUAGGGUGAAGUCUAUGGUUCGGUACCCAGAGGCAAGAGAUCAGUACAGUAGGUUACUGAACGUCGUGAACGAGAUCCAAGAAGCCCAGACCAGUCAUGAAAUGGCAUCGGAGAGUUACGAGGAGACAGCAUAUUUCGAUGAUGUGAUCAAUAUCGAGGAUCUGCUGGACGACGAUUCAUUUAUGCCCAUGACAUCGUGAGCAAUAAGGCAGACCGGUCAUAUUUAAAAGUAUGCUGGGUGGGUUUGUUCAUCUUUUUCUUUUAUUUCCCCUCUUUAGAGCUCAUAAGCAAGACAGCUCUGUAGUAAUUGUUGGAUGUAAAUUUGUCUGUCCAUAUUAUUGAUCUAAUCAAAAUCUUUUCAUUUGUAAGAAUAUCAUGCCUGUUAGCAUUGUAACAAAUGGUUCAUGGAAUCAUGUAAUGUAAAUUAUUUAUUCUCUUGCCAGCA